Lampris incognitus (smalleye Pacific opah) is the source of this 860-nucleotide messenger RNA. RefSeq names its product claudin 18 (gene cldn18). Gene Ontology annotation, biological process: cell adhesion; bicellular tight junction assembly. Bases 1 to 756 code for a protein of 251 amino acids. The transcript has 5 exons. Lineage: Eukaryota; Metazoa; Chordata; Actinopteri; Lampriformes; Lampridae. Gene Ontology annotation, cellular component: bicellular tight junction; plasma membrane. The record is from RefSeq and is a predicted model, not a curated record. Gene Ontology annotation, molecular function: structural molecule activity.
AUGGGGUCUUCGGUUCUCCAGAACGCCGGAUUCGUUUUAGGCAUUAUCGGCGCAGCCGCCCUCAUCGCGGCCACCACCAUGAACAACUGGAGUAUCAAGGACAGGCAGCAGGAUGUGGUGACAUCCAUUUACACUUACAAGGGCCUCUGGCGGGACUGUGAGACCGAAUCCUCCGGAUUCACAGAGUGCCGACCGUUUUACGGCCUCCUGGGCUUCGCAGGCAGCUUCCAGGCGGUGCGGGCCCUCAUGGUAGUAGGUGUGGUGGUGGGUGUGCUUGGGGCGUUGAUAUCAGCUUUCUCCCUGCAAUGCCUCAAGAUGAACACCAUGGAAGACACCACCAAAGCCAAGAUGAGCCUCACCGCUGGCAUCAUGUUCAUUGUGGCGGGUAUUUGUGGGAUUGCAGGAGCUUCUAUCUAUGCCAAUCAGAUCGUGGCCAGUUUCAGGAUGUCCUCCUAUCUGAACUCCGGCGGGGGUGGGAUGGGAGGGAUGGGAGGGGGCAUGGGAGGGAUGGAAGGAGGGAUAGGAGGAAUGGGAGGGAUGCCCAGAUUCACAUUUGGCCCAGCACUGUUUGUAGCUUGGAUAGGAGGGGGUGUCCUGCUGGUGGGAGGCAUUCUGAAAUCUCUGGCUUUCAGAGGAAUGGUAGAAAAUGACAAAUCACGUUACCCAGGAGUUGCUUACAAAGCACAAUCCCACAGCAAACCUGACAACGAUGACCACCAUUCAGAGGGAGGAAGGAGAGACCAGAAAUAUGUAUAACUCCCGUCACACCACCACGUCUCAACAAGUUUUGCUUUCUUAGAAAAUGCUGCCGUUGUCUUUUCGUGUACAUUAAGUUUGGCAGGUUGAGGUCGUAUGCUGUA